AUGAAAAUCACAAAGAAGCAGAGGCUGAUAGCCACAAUAUGUAUUUCUUUCUCGUUCUUCGCAGCUGAGUUGGCUGUUGGGUUCUAUACUCGCUCGAUCGCAUUGAUCGCCGAUGCUUUUCACUACCUUAGUGAUCUCAUCGGAAUAGUUGUCGCUCUAAUAGCGUUGAUGUUGCAAGAACAUACGAAACCAGCUCCACAAGGAUACACAUAUGGAUGGCACAGAGCAACUAUACUGGGUGCAUUCUUCAACGGAGUCUUUCUUUUGGCACUGGGGAUCAGUAUCCUGCUGCAGGCUGUUGAACGAUUCGUUCAUUUGACUCAUCAUGAUCAUGAACACGACCACCAGGGAGAUAGACAACACAGCCAUGAUGAUAGACUACAGAACCAGGAGACUACUGGACCGUUAACUAACGAGACAAUAAGCCAGAGCAUGGCAGGUUUGGCACACGGCCCGGGAAGGGACUUGGGUAUGCUUGGCGUUUUCACUCAUGUUCUAGGAGAUGCCAUCAACAACAUCGGAGUCAUCAUUGCGGCUGUUCUGAUCUGGCAACUCAAAGGAGAAGGUCGAUACUACGCGGACCCAGCAGUGGGAGUCUUCAUCUCACUCAUGAUUCUCCUAUCAGCUCUACCUUUAGUCAAGAAAAGCGGCGCUAUUCUACUACAAACUGCGCCUGAAGGCGUCAACCCUGAGGACGUCAAACGUGACAUUGAGAUGAUCCCUGGCAUCAUAUCGGUGCACGAGCUGCAUAUCUGGCGCCUGGACCAACGCAAAUUUGUCGCCUCUGCCCACAUCGUCGUCGACAGUAGAACUGUCCAGGGUUUUGCAGACAAGGCUAAGAUCAUCAUGGAAUGUCUCCACGCAUACGGGGUUCACUCAGCAACCCUACAGCCUGAGGUUCUCGAAGCGAGCCCCGUGAUCAUGCCUGACAGUGGCCCAGGGUCUCAGGACCAGGCAACUUCGAUCGACGCCAAUCACAGCUCCGAGCCUGAGGCGAAAUGUGACGAGGAGAGGGGUUUGAGGGGUCUGGGAGGGGCCAAUUCGUCAAAGAAGUCGUAA
Messenger RNA from Fusarium tjaetaba, 1059 nucleotides. Its product is annotated as zinc cadmium resistance. Gene Ontology annotation, biological process: zinc ion transmembrane transport; intracellular zinc ion homeostasis. Lineage: Eukaryota; Fungi; Ascomycota; Sordariomycetes; Hypocreales; Nectriaceae. The record is from RefSeq and is a predicted model, not a curated record. Gene Ontology annotation, cellular component: membrane. The coding region runs from base 1 to 1059 and encodes 352 amino acids. Gene Ontology annotation, molecular function: zinc ion transmembrane transporter activity. The transcript has 8 exons.